Meloidogyne enterolobii is the source of this 639-nucleotide messenger RNA. NCBI's taxonomy places the organism in Eukaryota, Metazoa, Nematoda, Chromadorea, Rhabditida, Meloidogynidae. The record is from the annotation of a GenBank genome assembly.
GUCGAAGAAAUUUUUGAAUUUGUCUGGCUAGGUGGAUUGAAUCCAUAUGAUUUAUAUAGAGAUUGUGAUUCAUUCUCUCCUUUAAAUUCAAUAAAAAUGCAUGCACUAAGGCGUGGUUUACUUCCGACAAAAAUAAAUGAAAGAAUUGUAGCGAAAAAUAUUAUGAACCGUAAUAUUCGAAGUGCUCGAUUUAUUAAUAAUGAUUUAAAUAAUGUAACAGAAGUUGGUUCUAAUGUUGCUACAGAUCCAGGAAUUCCUUGUUUAGAUGAUUCUGAUGCAACAAGAUAUAUGAAUUUGAAGGAAGUUCGGCAAGCACUUAACAUUCCUUCACAUUUGGGUAAUUGGUCAAUAUGCAAUGAGGAUGUUAGCAAUAAUUAUAAUCAAAUAUAUUCCGAUAUGUCUCCAUUUGUUAAAAAAGUAUUGGGAGCUAAAGUUAAAACACUUUUGUAUUAUGGAGAUACAGAUAUGGCUUGUAAUUUCCUUUUGGGUCAACAAUUUGCCUCACAACUUGGAUAUAGAGUAAUAAUGGACGCAAAACCGUGGAGAGUUGAUGGACAGAUUGCCGGAUUUAAAACUAAAUAUACAAAUGGAUUAACCUUUAUUACAAGUUUUUUAAUAAUUUUAUUUUUGAAUUUUUAA